This is a messenger RNA of Cetraspora pellucida, 1202 nucleotides long. Lineage: Eukaryota; Fungi; Glomeromycota; Glomeromycetes; Diversisporales; Gigasporaceae. The record is from the annotation of a GenBank genome assembly.
AUAAUGAAUUGUUUAGCGAUGAAGCUUCUGAAUAUGAAUCUUUAGGCAGUGAACUUUCAGGUGCUGAUUCUUCAAAUAAUGAAUCUCCAAGUAGUCAAUCUUCGAGUGAUGAAAAUGAUUGGGUAGAUGAACUCUUUGAAUCCAAGUCAAACGCAUAUACUUUAAUGUUUGAUGCUGCCAAUAAACCUAAUGCAUUUGAAAAAACUUCUCGAAAUGGAUUUUAUAUUGGAAAUGCAAAAUCAACUAUUAUUAAUAAUAGCAAAAAUUCUUCUGAAGAAGAAACUUCUAAAUACACAUUGUCUGAAUUAGAACAAAAAAUAAAAAAUGAAAUACAGGAUCUUCGGCUUCAAUAUACUGCACAAUACCUUCGGCUUGUAAAAUCAGGACUUACUAGAGCACAAGCAAGUAAUACAAUUUCAACUUCGCUCAAUCAUGGACCUUGGACUGCACGUUUAAUAAGAACUUGGGGUAAUCAAUAUACAAAAACUGGUACAAUUCAAGCUUCAAAACGGGGAAAACAUCAAAAAAUCCAGUCACUUUUACUUGAUGAAGAUAUUAAAAAUAAGCUUCUUGAAUAUUUAAGCUUUCAUAAGUUUAAAUUAAGCAUUCCUAAUCUUUGUGACUAUGUUCGUGAUGAAAUAUUUUCAAGCGUCAGAAUUGAAACAGGAAAAACUAUUAAAUUUAAACCAUAUCAAAAGGAUAUAUAUGUUAAUGGCCAUGAACGAUUGGAUGUUGUAGAGUAUCGUUGUAGUUUUUUAGAUUGUAUGGCACAGUAUGAGUUAUUAAUGCCAGAUUGGUCUGAUGAUUUAACACAACAAAUCAAUCCAGUUCUUCCUGCUGAAGAAAGGUUACAUAUACUAGUAACAUAUGAUGAAUCAGUAUUUUAUGCAAAUGAUGGUCAAAGGGCAUUUUGGGCACCUAUUGGUGAACAACCGUUACAUCCAAAAUCAGCUAGGGGUAGUAUAAUGCAACAAAAUAAUAGUCUUCCAUUUGAACAACAAAUUCCUACUGAAGCCUGUUGUAUUAUUCACCCUGAUAAUAAUUGUGACGAUUACUGGACAAUUAGUGAUGUAGUGCAGCAAUUAAAAAACAAGGCAAUUCCAAUAUUUGAAGCAAUGCAUCCUGGUUGCGUAGCCGUUUUUGCUUUUGAUAAUAGCAGUAACCAUGCUGCAUUCGCUAAUGAUGCUUUAGUAGUUUCAUGA